AUGUCGGAAGAAUCUAAUUCAAUACUAACAACAAUUAAGUAUUACAAAAGUAUUUUAAAAUUUCCAUCUUUUUCAAAAUAAUAUUCAGAAUUAGAUGAGAGUUAAGAAUAAAAUGAACUUUUUUUUUGUAAUUCUAAACAAAGAAAGGAGGAAAGCUUAAGACUUUUAAGAGAUUGGGCUUAGAAUAGGAUGGAAUUAUUUGAAAAGAAUAGAGAAAUUAUUGAAGAAUUAGAAAGCUCAUGUGAUUAGAGAAUACGAUUAUCAGUAGAUUUUCUCUAAAUAGUUUACAAAUUUUUUAAUGAGAAAUAUUUUCAUGAGCAAUAAUAUGCUUAAUUUUUAAUUACAAAACCUUAACCAGCAUUAAAAUAGAAUCUAUUAAAUUAAUAAUUAUAUUCUGCAAUUGGAACUUCAAUAUCAACAUUUGAAGAAUACAAUUUAAAAAGAUUGGAAAAGAUAGCAAAUUUUGCCCACACAAUUUAAACACAAAUUUUAAAAGCUUAAUCAUUUCUAGAUUUAAGUGAUAUGGAUAGAUAAUUAGAUUUAAUUUUAAGUUCAAUAAUCACAUAGAAGAGAUUGCUUUAAACUUACAUAAAAUCAGCAGGUUAGAAAUUAAAUUUAAUAAUUUAAUAAUUUCCACAACAUUAAUCAUCUUAAAAAUAGAGAAAACCAAUAUUUAAUGAUUAAUAAUAAUAGCCAUAGUAAAGUAGAACUGAUAAAAUAUUAUAGAAUAUCUCUGCAUUAGGAACUUUAUUAGUUGGAGCAUCAUCUUUAUAAGAUCCAGUUGAAAUGGAACUUAAUUAAUAGAUGAAAGAUUAAGAAAGAUAAAUAAGGGAAUAAUAGUUAAAAGAGGAAUAAAGUUUGAGUAAUGGAAAUGAAUUAUAAUAGGAAAAAUAACAAAAGGAAGAAUAAUAAUAAGAAACAUAAACAAAUAAGCAAGAGGGAUAAGAAGAUAUAUAAUAGAAAGUAGAGAAUUUGGAAUAAUUAAAAGAAAAUUAAAUAGAAUAAAAGAUUGAAUAAGAAUUAUAAUAGGAGAAAUUAACAUAGAAAUAAACUGAAUCUUUAAGUGGUGCAGAAUAUUAUAAAUAAAAAUAAUUAUUAAAAGAACGAUAGCAAUAAGAGGAAAAUAAACUUAGUACUAAAAAUUAUUAAUCUCAAAAUUAACCAAAUAUUUAAUUAUAAAAUAAUUAUGAGGAUGAUGGAAGAAAAGUAACUAAUCAACCAAAUGAUCUUUAUAGACUCAUCAUCAGCUUUGUAGCAACUUAAUAGUAUACAAACAAAUUAUUAAAUUAAUUAUCUGAAAAAGUAUUAUAAUAUUGGAAAUAAGUAUAUCUAAUUAAAAUAUUUAUUAGAUUGCUGCUAUAGAAUUAAAGCGUGCAUAAUGGGCUAAAGAUUCAUGUUUGAUCUAUAAAAAGGGAAUGUAAGAAGUCCAUAAUUUACAGGUAGAAUUACCUGAAUUAACUAUUGAUGUUGAUUAACAUUACAACAUUAAGAAAUUAUUGCCUAAAGAAAUUGCAUAGUUUGAUGAUAAUCAUUAAGAUGAAUUCAUUUCAACAUUAGUUAUUAAAGAAAUUGGAUGUUAAGCAGCAAGAUUGUUACUAGUUAAAGAAUUUAAAGUCCAUGUUAUUGAUAAAAAUAAUGAAUUACAAGCAAUUUUAAUUUUAACUAUAGAUAAAUAUGUUGGAUGUUGGCUAAAACAUGAUUAUACAAUGGAAGGUAAUCAUUUAUUCAUUUUAGCCGUCGAUAAUCCAGUUCUUCAUUAUCCUAUUAGUGGCAUGGCUAUAUAGAAAGUUAAUGAAUUAAUAUUAGAUAUUAUGCCUUCGAGACAUUUAUUGUUUUUGAAUGUAAAACUUAAAUAUUUAUUCUAAGAUUGCAAAUGAUAGAUAAAAAAAUAAAAUUAAGUUUCAAACAGCUGAUGACAUGGAAGAAUUCUUUACAAUUUCAUAAGCAAAAGUCUGA
Paramecium sonneborni is the source of this 1956-nucleotide messenger RNA. NCBI's taxonomy places the organism in Eukaryota, Ciliophora, Oligohymenophorea, Peniculida, Parameciidae. The record is from the annotation of a GenBank genome assembly.